This is a messenger RNA of Triticum dicoccoides, 944 nucleotides long. RefSeq lists its product as uncharacterized. The coding region runs from base 19 to 585 and encodes 188 amino acids. The record is from RefSeq and is a predicted model, not a curated record. NCBI's taxonomy places the organism in Eukaryota, Viridiplantae, Streptophyta, Magnoliopsida, Poales, Poaceae. The transcript is spliced from 4 exons.
CAUCUCAACCCCCGUAGGAUGUACCGCUUCCUCGACCAGCAUCGGCGCCGCUUCCUCGAUCUGUCCCGGCGCCGUUUGGAUCGUUGCGGCGACGGCUUCGUCAGUCUUCAGCUCCGCCACCUACAUCCUGAAGGAGUACGAUCUCGUGGCUGGAUGGCGACGGACAUGUUGACCAUAUACCUGCACUAUGAAGAUACAAAUCAGGAAGCCAAAAUUUUACAAAGAUCCAUGAUGAGAGGUGAUGUCUUGUAUUACGACUUAAUCUUGAUGAUCGAAGAAGUUGGCUUUCAGGCAAUUGACUUUCUGUACUAUGCGAAAAAACCCCGUCUAGGCAGCUCCUACUUAGUUCACAUUUAUGAUGAAGGUGUUGUGAUGAAAAUGUUGUCUGACACUGAGAUUGUGAAAGCUGUCCAUCUGUAUGUGUCUAAGGAGAAGGCUGACGAUCAUACUGCUCCGCCUAGCAAGAAAAUUGAUGUUGCUCCAUCUAACCAUCCAAAUGAGAGUGUUCUCUUACAGGACGGUGGUGUCUCUGCUGAAGGGGCAGGGCAACUUACUAUGCAAGGGCUGCAAAGUCAAAAAGGUUGAAUGUGAUUCAGGUUACGGACCAACGUGAUGAUGAAGAUGGAGACUGCAACAAUGGUGAGCAAUUCCCACAAGGUCAUGAAUCACAAGCAUUGGUCGAUGAAGAGGGUCAAGUGCACAAUCAAGUAGACAAGGAAGUACGCAAGCGCAAGAGAACAAGCUUGCCAAUUGUCUGGAACAUGCCAAAGGGGCAGAGAAUAGUUGUGAAAUGCAAUGAAGAUAGCCAGCCUAUAGGAGAUGAAGGUGCAAUCUUGGGGAAGUUUCUGGGCACGGUUGCUAGAAAUGGAGGAUUUUACCCACUAAACAUAAAUGAUUGGCGUCAUGUCAAAAAGAAUAGUGGCGAGGAAACAAUAUUGCAGUGU